Molecule: messenger RNA, 1302 nt
Organism: Solanum dulcamara
Lineage: Eukaryota; Viridiplantae; Streptophyta; Magnoliopsida; Solanales; Solanaceae
Product: RING-H2 finger protein ATL3-like
Exons: 1
Coding region: 268-1035 (255 amino acids)
Source: RefSeq, a predicted model, not a curated record
CUCGCAUUCCAAGACUAAUAAAUACUACUACCCCUCUAACACUAAUCCAAAGUUUAUCCCAACAUUUGUUUUUCACUCUUUCUCAAAUACCCACUUCGAAAUCUUGAUUUUUUUGUCCUCCGUUUCCAAAUUGCCUAAUAAAAAUCUCAACUUCUCUAUGUUUUUUCACAAUUUGGAGGUUUAAUAAGAAACCCCAUCUCAUUCUUGUUUCAAAUUUGUUGAAUUUUUCCUUAAUUGAAGUAAAAAUUUCAACUUUGUACUUGAUAAAUGGAUAAAUUAGAUGAGUCAGGUGUGUUAUCUCUCAUAGGAAAGAUUAUGGUAGGUGUAAUUUUAUUUAUGUCAUUAGUGGUGGUUUUUAUAUUCUCACUUCAUGUUUAUACUAAAUGGUUCUUGAAUCGCCGGCGGGAAGAUACCGGCGGCGAUUCUGACGGCGGUGGUAGACGGAGAAAAGUUAAUGCUAAGGGACUUGACCCUUUAAUUCUUGAAACAAUUCCUAAACUUGCAUUUGAUGGUAAUGAAUUCAAAGAUAGGACAUUGGAAUGUACUAUUUGUCUUUGUGAGUUUUCUGAAGGUGAAAAGAUGAGAUUUUUACCAAAAUGUAAUCAUGGGUUUCAUGUUAAUUGUAUUGAUAUGUGGUUUCAAUCUCAUUCCACUUGUCCUCUUUGUCGUAACACGAUUUCAAUGUCUGAGGAAUUGUCAUUGGAGACAGUGGAAGAGGGUUGGGUUUUGGCUUCAGGUUCAGUUUCAACAGAGUUGCCUAUUUUCCCAACCAAUGUGUUAUUCUGGGGUAAUGAGACUCAAGUUAGCACCUUGUGUAAUCCUUGUUUGGACUCGACAGCUUCAACGAGUAAUCGAUCACAUGGAAUGUUGGUGAUCGAUAUUCCAAGGGAGAUUAAUGAACAAGAAGAAUCGAAAUAUGUAAUGCCUGAAAGAUUGAGACGUUUGAUGAGGCUUUUGAGCGGGGAUAAAAGGGUAUUUAAUUCUUCUAGUUCGCAAAAUGUAGAUAUAGAACAAGGUAGUAGAAGCCCGAGUUAACAUAGACUCAGAGGCUGAUCCAAGAUUUGAAAUUCUAACAUGUAUAAAGGAACAAAAUGUCAAUUACACCUAUUGCUCUUUUGAAGAAGUAAGCUUGGUUGCCUUUAUAUAUGCCUUUUCUCUUUUGUAGAACAGAAUGUAAUGUAAAAUGCAAGGUACAAAGUUCAUUUAUUCAUUACGUAGACAUCAAAGUUGACACUUUGAUGUUUGCAUCCUUUAGGUGUCUGGAGGAAGUGGAUAUAUUGAAAAACAAUUUCUUUUUGCAAA